GUCUGCCGCGCGGUGCGGGAGGGGGAGUGCCUGGGCGCGCCCGCGCUGGCGCUCGAGGGGUUGAGGCCCCUGGCCGCGCGCGCGGGCGCCGGCGGCGCGGAGCUGCUGCGGCUGGAGCGGCACGACUUCGAGCAGCUGCUGCCGCGGAGGCUGCGCGAGGAGCUGGCGCAGCAGUUCCAGCUGCAGGGCUCGCCAGUCGAGCUGCAGGACCUCCGGCACGUCAGAGUCAUCGGGAGCGGCGCAUUUGGUUCCGUCCGGUGCGUGGAGCACCGGAUGACGCGCUUCAGAUACGCGCUGAAGCGCGUGAAGCUCGUGGACGGGCAGGUGCCGGUGCUGGUCGCGCGGGAGCGCGACCUGCUGUCCGAGGCGGACCACCCCUUCAUCCUGCGGAUGGCGGGCGCCUUCGACACGGAGUGGGGCGCCUACCUGCUGACCGAGCUGCUCACCGGCGGGGAGCUGCUGGCAGCGCUCGACGCCGUGGGCCGAGUCCUGACCCGACAGGAGGCCCAGUUCUACGCGGGAUCGCUCAUCCUGGCGCUGGAGUUCCUGCACGAGGCCAACAUAGUCUUCAGGGACCUGAAGCCCGAGAACGUGAUGCUCGACACGCACGGCUACCUCAGGCUGAUCGACUUCGGCAUCGCCAAGAAGCUCCCCGAAGGCACAUGCCGUACCUUCACGAUCAUCGGGAGCUUCCACUUUAUGGCCCCGGAGGUGGCGCGUGGCAAGGGAUACGGCACGGAGGUUGAUGUCUGGUCACUGGGCGUCAUGCUGUUCGAGUUCGUGUGCGGCAUUCUUCCCUUUGGGCGGGAGCUCCCGGCGAACUCAGGGCAGCAGAUCCUCCGCGCAGCACAGGAGAGGUGAUUUUCCCCCCGUCAUUGAAAGAGUACGCGCCAGUAGUUGAAAGUAUCCGCCUUCCUACUUCAUGUUUUUCACCUACUUUUUCCGACCGACGUGUAGGCGAAGGUGCGGCCACGAUUUCGGUAGGCGGCCGGGUUCCAAUGUUCCAGGUUCCCGGGUUCCCUGUUCCGGGUUCCAGGCCGAUUUCGUGGUGAGAGCUAGGUUCCUUGGUUCUCUGUUCCGGCUCUGGAAUUCAUUCCCAGC
Messenger RNA from Prorocentrum cordatum, 1101 nucleotides. Lineage: Eukaryota; Dinophyceae; Prorocentrales; Prorocentraceae. The record is from the annotation of a GenBank genome assembly.